AGAAGAAGAGAGCCGCGAAAUUACUUUGAUACCUUUCGCUCAAGGAUGUAAUAAUUCGUCUCGUUCACACUUAUGCGCGAUUGUGUUAAUGCCGCCGGUGUUAACAGGUUGCCGUGCAUACUUUUAGAAUGUUCUAGAAGAUUCUGGCUAUGCAUGCAAUGCAGGAAGAUGUACUCUCGCGCUCGCUCGGAUUCACUCGGAAUUGCUCGGAAUCGUUCGGGAUCGUUCGGAUUCGCGCUCGAUGGCUUACAUUUGGCUGUUAAGAUUUCGACUCUUCUGCAAGAAACAUCAGCUUUUCCACUGAAAGAAAGGUAAUAAAAUUUAGAACUUGUUCCGCGCACAGCCUUAGUGCACGGGUGCAAUAAUUCGUCUCACUCAUACUUACGCGCGAUGGUGUUAAUGCCGCCGGUAUUAACGGAUUGCCAUGCAUGUUUCUAGAAUGUUCUAGGAGAUUCUAUCUACGCAUGCACGAAAAUAUCGUUUACUUUCGCGCUCGCUCGGAUUUACUCGGAGUCGCUCGGAAUCGCUCGGGGGAUCGUUCAGAUUCGUGCUCAGUCGCUUGCAUUUGGCCGUUAAGAUUUCGAGAGCUGUGCAACAUCAGCUUUUCUGCUGAAAAAAGGUAUCUGUUCAGGUUAUCGGGCAUGCUUGUAGAAGUUUCGAACUGUGCGUACAUGAACAUGUCGCUCGCUCGGAUUCGCACUCGAUCGCUCGUAUUUGGCCGUGCUCCGAAACACGCAGAACAUGCACCGACAUCGGCGCUGCUCUGUGCACGGCGCCGCCAGAUAAACAGCGGGAGAGCCGGGCUUUCCAUUGAAGAGCCAACCAAUUGAAUUUUCUGCAGGUUCUCGUCAGUCGAGGAACGCAAGUGGGAAGGUAACUUUUCACGAUCUACUUCCGGUCUUCCGCCUCCGCGCGGCCGAAUGCGUAUUAAACGAAAAUCCGUAAACGCAAAUCCUCUUCUGGGCGGUUCGCGCGAGAAGAAUGAACGCGGCCGGUCAUCGACUUUUACUUCCUCGAGACAAAGUCGUGCAAUUAAAGUGAGACCACGCGGAAAAUA
Molecule: messenger RNA, 1057 nt
Organism: Harpegnathos saltator (Jerdon's jumping ant)
Lineage: Eukaryota; Metazoa; Arthropoda; Insecta; Hymenoptera; Formicidae
Exons: 3
Coding region: 429-830 (133 amino acids)
Source: RefSeq, a predicted model, not a curated record